AUGACGAGGAAGAUAUGCAUGCGUAUGGGAUUCCAGCAGCCCGUGGGUGGUACUUGGAUCCACGAUGAUUUUAAGGUUAAAGUCCUGGAAAUGUUUUCACAGGUACUACAGCUGCCCGGCUGGACAGAGGCAGCCGUAGCGCCUUCGCUAGUCCCCUUGAAUUUCAAGAAACUCACGUUGAAACGUAUCAGCGGUGCGCUGACCAACGCUGUGUUCUUUGUGGGUUACGAGGCCGAUACACAACCUGCUCCGCCGACGCUGCUGCUGCGGAUCUAUGGCCCAGGGAGUGAAAAUUUACUCUCGCGCCGUACUGAGCUUCUUAUUCUGCAUACUCUCUCGAGUCUUUACGAGAUGGGACCUCAUAUCCUCGGCACUUUUGCCAACGGGCGUAUUGAAGGUACGUGCAGCGGUGUUGACACAGAAUUCUAUAAUUGUGAGAGUAUCGGUUGGGAUGGCUUUCGAAAUCUUCAAACCUAUCCGCAAGAAGGACCGGCUUAUUGGGUCGCGCGGCGUAUGCGUGAGCUCCAUGAGGUGCCCCUGGACGUCAUUCGCACUGUGAUGGAGCAAGGCGACCUCAAGUCACCCAGCAAAGGAUUUGGCCGUGGGAUUGAGAAUCAUAUAAUGGCAUCUAGCCACAGGCCCAGGCAGCGUCACACUCAGCGUACGGAGGCAACGUCGCCGGUGUGGCAAAGCUACAGCUACUUUGCGCAUCCCUCUCCCGGACUCUUUCCGAAUCACAAGAAUACUUCAACUAUGUCGUUUGACUCAUUGGCUACAAGCUAUGACUCUCUGGCGAGUCCAAAAAGUGCCCUGUGGACACCUUCUACCCAAUCGACGCAGCCGUCUCAUUCCUUGACUAUGAGUCCCCUUGCUCUGGGCCCCUCUUCUGCUCCGUCCAUUCCUCAACAUGGACCGUACCCGGGAGUCUGGCGACGCCUGAAGCGCUGGACUCGGAAAGCCAGUAAGGUGAUCGAGCGGGUGAACCAGUUUUUCGAUUCCCCUAAAGGACAGGUCAUAUGCCAGGCUUUUGGAGUCGAGAAAUUACCUGUGACCAUUGGAACAGAGCCAAGGAAGCCACCUGCAAGCGCACACUCUCUUCGUGCGACCAAACUCUACUUUGUCGACAUGAUGCAAGCGUUGUAUGCGGUAGAUCUGCCCAUGCUAUGUCUCGACAUUGCUGAAUACAAGCAAUAUGUUCGUGACUGGGAAAAAAUCCAGGGAAAGAGCCGACGUGUGUUUUGUCACAACGAUUCCCAAAGUGGCAAUUUGCUCCUGCUACGCCCGGAUGCUUCAGGCCAGCUACCUGCCAUGGCUUCUGGGAUGCCCCGGACAGUGACCAUGUCCCCCGGUCCUCUGGGUGCUGAGUCGCCGAGUCUACGACCACGCACUCGCUCUCGCUCUCGGUCUCACUCCCAGGCAGCUCAUCACCGCCUGGUAGUAAUUGACUUUGAGUAUGCCUCACCCAACCCACGUGCUUAUGAUAUUGCCAACUACUUCCGCGAAUGGACAACGAAUUAUAUUCACCCCACACACUCAUGGAGUAUGCGGGUUCAUGGCCCCUACCCUACCAAGGAAGAGCGGUUCCAAUGGCUCCGUGCAUAUGUGGAACACGGUCGCUGGCUCACGAGACGUGGUGGUGGUUCUUCCAAGCUCAGUACCCCUGAAAGUUUAAGUGCUAUGUCUGACAUGAGUCUUCCUCCCUCUAUCACCUCGGGCGAUGCGUCCCCGUGCGCUUCCCCCCGCCCCAAUGCCCAGUCGCCCUCGUUUGAUGCGACGCAAGCAGAGGUAGAGCGACUGGAGGAGGAAGUGUAUGUGUGGUCGCCGGCGAUCAAUGCGAUGUGGGGACUCUGGGGUAUUGUAAUGGCCCACGAUGAUGUCGUGACACUAUUGGAACUAAUGGAGCAGCACGUGCAUACCUCGCCAUCUGGCUGGAAGUUUGACCAGCAAGCUGCCAUUGAGUCGGGACUGGAACGCGGGGAUCCCAACGAGUUUGAUAACCUGCGCUUCUCGCUGGACCGUAUUGAGGUUUUCCGCGAAGAACUAGAUGCACGCCAAGUGGGAUUGAAGAGACGGCAUGCCAGGCCAACAGGAUGA
Molecule: messenger RNA, 2094 nt
Organism: Malassezia sympodialis ATCC 42132
Lineage: Eukaryota; Fungi; Basidiomycota; Malasseziomycetes; Malasseziales; Malasseziaceae
Exons: 2
Coding region: 1-2094 (697 amino acids)
Biological process (GO): phosphatidylcholine biosynthetic process; phosphatidylethanolamine biosynthetic process
Cellular component (GO): cytoplasm
Molecular function (GO): ethanolamine kinase activity; choline kinase activity
Source: RefSeq, a predicted model, not a curated record